Molecule: messenger RNA, 870 nt
Organism: Aspergillus udagawae
Lineage: Eukaryota; Fungi; Ascomycota; Eurotiomycetes; Eurotiales; Aspergillaceae
Exons: 1
Coding region: 1-870 (289 amino acids)
Source: RefSeq, a predicted model, not a curated record
AUGAGCUCCUCAGACCCCUGCGCAGCAUGCAGCUGGACCACCGAACGCCAAAAGUACUGCAGCUACAAAAGCCACGUCAAACUAUUCUACGAAGCAGGCGGCCGCGGCGUCUGGUCCCUGGGCUCAAACCUGAUUUUAAAAGAUCGAGGUUCUCGUCGUCCGACCUUUGAAGUAGCGAAUGCCCAGUUCGUGCAGCAAGAGACUUCCAUCCCAGUUCCCUCAGUCGUUGAGUCGUGGGAGGAAGACGACCACACACUUAUUCUGAUGAGGCGCGUCCCUGGCGAACCUCUUAGCAAGGCUUGGUCGAAGCUUACUACAGUGGAGAAAGAGGAUAUAGCAAGGCAGACGGCUGAGUUUCUGCUACAGCUGAGAGAGCUCCAGUCAGAUAAGAUACAAGCUCUCGGUGGCGGGCCAGUCUACUCCAAUUUCCUCUUCUAUAAUAGGCAGUCGGAUCUUCCUCAAGGUCCUCUGCCGUCUGAUGAUGCGCUCUGGGAGGCCAUGGAGAAGGGCUUGCAUGAAUCUGUACCACCGGAUGCUCGCACGCGACUUCGAGAACGUAUGCCGCCUGGUGCGCCUUAUACCUUUACGCAUGGCGACCUCACGAACGUCAAUAUUAUUGUUGAAAGCGGCUGUCUUGUUGGGAUUAUUGAUUGGGAGGCGUCUGGAUACUUUCCCGUGUGGUGGGAGUAUGUCUGUACCUCUGUUCCUGACAGUGAGGAGGACAGGGAGUGGAAGGCUUUGUUACGAAAGUAUAUGCCUGACCAUAGUGCUGCUCGUGAAUUCUGGCUGGAUUACUGGUAUCUGUGCCGGGAUUCAAAGCAUGAGAGAGCGAUGAAAUUUCUCCAGGGAACGGGAAGUGACGCCUUGUAG